GUCACAUUAAUUGUGAAAUCGUCAAAGUGUGUGUGCGUUCUCUGUGGAAAAAAUCUAAAAGUGUAUUGUUGAACUAAUUAAACGUCUUUGAUUUAAAUAAAGAAGAAAAAUGGCCCGUACUAAGCAGACCGCCCGUAAAUCGACUGGAGGAAAGGCUCCUCGUAAGCAGCUGGCCACCAAAGCUGCCAGGAAGUCAGCCCCGUCUACCGGUGGCGUCAAGAAGCCCCAUCGUUAUCGUCCCGGCACUGUUGCCCUUCGUGAGAUCCGUCGCUACCAGAAGUCGACUGAGCUGCUCAUCCGCAAGCUGCCGUUCCAGCGUCUUGUUCGUGAAAUUGCUCAAGAUUUCAAGACAGAUCUCCGUUUCCAGUCGGCUGCCAUUGGUGCCCUUCAGGAAGCAUCUGAGGCCUAUUUGGUGGGCCUUUUCGAGGACACGAACUUGUGCGCCAUCCACGCCAAGCGCGUCACUAUUAUGCCCAAGGACAUUCAGUUGGCGCGCCGCAUCCGUGGCGAGCGUGCUUAAGGAGGAGAAGUAUGAUCACAGUGGAGUGUAACAAUUCCCUUUGCAAUGCACGCGCGACCGCUGCUCCGCUACACAAAACAACAACAACAAGCGGCAGAUGCAGCAGCAACACAAACACAAACAUCAUGCAAAUGGUCGCGCCACAUUGAAGGGGAACUCAAAACAAGUUGAUUAAUCAUCCAUUUCAAAACUUACAUGUAUACACUUACCAUCUUUGUUUUCGAGUUAAGAUUAACUUAGGUAGAGGCAGUUUUCUUGAAUGAAAUUCGUUCUAACUGCUGGCAAAUUGGGCCAGCGCCAGCACAUACAAAAACACACAGCCGGGCGGGCGCCCGAUUGCCGGCAAAAAGAGAUGGCCCCUGAAAAUUUAACUUAAACAUACAUACACAUAUGCGCGUAACACUUAUUAUUAUUGCUAUUAUAAUUGUACAUUAGAAUUUAAGUUUAUUUUUCUAUAUAUAUAUACAUAUAUAUAUAUAUCAUUUAUAUCGUCGUCGCCGCGUCGCUCUCUCAUCUCAUCGAAUUGAGAUCCAUCCCAUCCUUCUGGCCGCGCCGCUCUUGUCGUCUCGAACAUCGCCACCACAUCUCCAACUGGCGUGGACGAUGCCCUGUUUGCCGGCAGUGCCCAUCCACUAAUUGCCCUGCGCAGUAGCCCCCGAAAGAAGCUGCUGCAUGGGGCAUGCUGCGUUGACACCACCCGAGCGCGUGUGAAAGGGGACUGCCGGUAAACGGCAAGUGAGCAUCGUUUGCGUGUGGCAAGGCGACAGGAAGGUGCGACCAGGUGGCAAUACCGGGCCAGAGAGCGGAAUCCAUGUGGGCAAGCGAACAGGCGGCGCUAUAAACAUUAUAGACACCCAACUUUAACAACAACCAACAACAAGAACAUCUGAAAAUGAUAUCCAAUAUAACACCGAAGACCGAAUUGAAUACACUUAUUUCUAAACAUACAUAUAUACUACAUAUAAAACGUAAAGAAAGCAUACA
Molecule: messenger RNA, 1504 nt
Organism: Drosophila subobscura
Lineage: Eukaryota; Metazoa; Arthropoda; Insecta; Diptera; Drosophilidae
Product: histone H3.3A
Exons: 3
Coding region: 110-520 (136 amino acids)
Cellular component (GO): nucleosome
Molecular function (GO): protein heterodimerization activity; DNA binding; structural constituent of chromatin
Source: RefSeq, a predicted model, not a curated record